This is a messenger RNA of Nannospalax galili (Upper Galilee mountains blind mole rat), 3711 nucleotides long. It is a transcript of the gene Htr5a, whose product is annotated as 5-hydroxytryptamine receptor 5A. Bases 581 to 1666 code for a protein of 361 amino acids. Lineage: Eukaryota; Metazoa; Chordata; Mammalia; Rodentia; Spalacidae. Gene Ontology annotation, biological process: G protein-coupled receptor signaling pathway, coupled to cyclic nucleotide second messenger; chemical synaptic transmission. Gene Ontology annotation, cellular component: dendrite; plasma membrane. The record is from RefSeq and is a predicted model, not a curated record. The transcript is spliced from 2 exons. Gene Ontology annotation, molecular function: G protein-coupled serotonin receptor activity; neurotransmitter receptor activity.
AGGUCUGGGUGGGGGCGCCAGCCUGCGCUCCGGGGAGCAGCAGCCCCAGACGCUGUGGGGAGACCACACGGAGGGCAGAGGGUAGUGCCUGGACAGCAGGUGUGCGGCUUCCCCAGCACCGAGCUGCGGCCAGAGCCAACUGCCUGGGAAGGGCGGGGCAGGCGGGGAGCCACCGGGACCCGCGGCCGCUCUGACGCACCAGCCCCGCUCCAGGCACCCACCCCGCGCGGGGCCCACCCGGAAGAUGCUCGGUUGCGGGGGGUCCGGACAGCGAUCCCCGCCGAGGUGAGGAGCCCGGGGCAUGCGACAGCUCAGGUGGGCCCUGGCUUCGACUCAGACUUACGCCUGCUUCCCGAGCCUCUGAGGACCACGGGGUGCGCGGCUUGCAGCCCAGAGCUCCCCUCGCUGCCAAAGCACCUCCUCCAGACUCCGCUCACCUGGCAGGAGGCUGCGGCCAGGUUCAGGGGCGCUUUCCAGAAACCUCUUAAUUGGCCAGACGCAAACAUCCAGAUUGGCUCCGUGGCCACUUGAGUCUGGACGCCUUUCCACAACCACCCAGGGCAGGUGUCCUGAGCCAGUGAUGGAUCUCCCGGUGAACCUGACCUCCUUUCCCUUCUCCACGCCCUCCUCUUUGGAGCCCAACCGCAGCUUGGGCGCGGAAGACCUGAGCCCCAGCCCUCCUUUUCUCUCUGUUUUCCGCGUGCUGGUUUUGACCUUGCUGGGUUUUCUGGCGGCGGCCACAUUUGCCUGGAACUUGCUGGUGCUGGCCACCAUCCUCAGGGUACGCACCUUCCACCGCGUGCCGCACAACCUGGUGGCAUCGAUGGCCAUCUCGGAUGUGCUGGUGGCUGUGCUGGUCAUGCCACUCAGCCUGGUGCACGAGCUGUCCGGGCGCCGCUGGCAGCUGGGCCAGCGGCUGUGCCAGCUGUGGAUCGCGUGUGACGUCCUCUGCUGCACAGCCAGCAUCUGGAACGUGACGGCCAUAGCCCUGGACCGCUACUGGUCCAUCACGCGCCACCUGCAGUACACGCUCCGCGCGCGCAAGCGCGUCUCCAACGUGAUGAUCGCGCUCACCUGGGCGCUCUCCGCCGUCAUCUCUCUGGCCCCCCUGCUCUUCGGCUGGGGGGAGACUUACUCUGAGCGCAGUGAGGAGUGCCAGGUCAGCCGCGAGCCCUCCUACACCGUGUUCUCUACCGUGGGCGCCUUCUACCUGCCGCUCUGCGUGGUGCUCUUCGUGUACUGGAAGAUCUACAAGACCGCCAAGUUCCGCGUGGGCUCCGGGAAGCCCAACAGCGUCUCCCCGGUGCCCGUGCCCGUGCCCGAAGCUGUGGAGGUGAAGGGUACCGAGCAACAGCCCCAGAUGGUGUUCACGGUCCGCCACGCCACCGUCACCUUCCAGACAGACGGGGACACGUGGCGGGAGCAGAAGGAGCAGAGGGCGGCCCUCACUGUGGGCAUCCUCAUCGGGGUGUUUGUGCUCUGUUGGAUUCCGUUCUUCGUCACUGAGCUCAUCAGCCCCUUGUGCUCCUGGGACAUCCCGGCCGUCUGGAAGAGCAUCUUUCUGUGGCUCGGCUACUCCAACUCCUUCUUCAACCCCCUCAUCUACACGGCCUUCAACAAGAACUACAGCAGUGCUUUCAAGAACUUCUUUUCGAAGCAGCAGUAAGGAGAGGCUGGGGUAGGAUGCAGUUGUCCCCUAGCUAGUGGACCAGCCCAGGUCAUGAACUUUCACAGUCUGCCCAGCAGCCACAAGUUCAAGAUCCAGCUCCCAGUGGCAGCAGGGUCAUCUCAGAGCUUAGCUCGCCCCACCUCUGUGCUCAAGUGCAGGGAGCUGUCUUCAUCCAGGCUCUGGAGGCUCACGUCCCCAGAUGAGCUGAGUACUCUCCCUCACUCUGCACCAGCAGCCACGGAUUUGGCCCACAGAAUACCCAUUCCUCCUCUAAAUUCACUCUAGCAUGGCCGAGGGCCUUGACCUAGAAAAGUUGAACAAAGCAGGAAGGAGGGAGGAAAGUGGAGGAGGUGGAACACUGCGGGAUAAGAGAGACAGGAAAGAGCGCUGGACCUAAAGCCAGGUGUGCUCAUAGGAACUUGGAAUUACAGCACUCGAGUGGCCGAAGCAGGAGGUCUCAAACGUGAGGCCAGCCUGGGCUACACAGUGGGUUCAAGACCAGCCUGAGGUUUUGUUCAAUGUAAACACACACACGCAUGCACACGCACAUAAACACAUGCUAUAGAAGAGGCAAGUAUUCUAGUUAGCAAAAUUAACUCCCGAAUUCAAUUUAACACCUUGGAACUGGCCAAAUGAAAUAAUCUCCUUCCAUUUUGAAGCAUCUGUGUACAAACAUAGAAAAAUCUACUUUCAUGGGAUCUGAAAAAAUUGUUUGCUAAAGGUUGUGUGUGUGGCAUUCCUUCAGCUGUUUGUGGCACAGGCUUCAUCCUUGGUUCGGAAGAUUAGGGGUUAAUGACUGUCACGGAGUGCUUGAUGUCUUGAUGUUGUGUGGCCACAUUCAUCAGACACAUACUUUGACAGGAGAGCUGGUUAUUUUUAAUGUGCUGUUUUGCUGGUACAUGAAGCUGGCCAGUAGGUAAGUAAGGAGAUGGGCAGAACACUAGCCAAGUGUGGCUAACAAUAGCCAAAUGUGGCCUCCAUCAAGUUGGUGGUGUAACUGGUGAGGCAAGACAAUCUGGUAAAAACAUCCUGUUUACAUGGUCAUAAAAGCGGAGGGCACACCCACACCUCCAGAGGGAGUGUAGGAGCUUUGAGGACAUCAUCAAGGACUCCCAGGAGAGAAAGAGGAGCUGACUGUCUUUUCAGGACUGUGCGUGCACUGUCUUCUCCCAAGGACUGAGGGUGGCGCAGAGCUGUGGACCUCUCAGGUGCUGGGUUCCCAGCAAAGUCCUGAUGUGAGCCAAGGACUAUGCUUCAGACUUCAGUGGUGAGGCAUGUCAGGGUUACUCUGAGUCCUCACCCAGUGAGCCAGAGAUGCUGAAGUCACAGCAGAGAUCCAUAGAAACACAAUUGUGUUUCUUCAGCUGGUUGGAAGUGCAAUGAUUUCAUCCUCAAGAGCUUUAUAUUUUGAGCAAAGGACAAAUUUUUCUGAUACUCUGGGACCCACUGUCUGGGAGCAGCAUCCUAGAACAUCUGAUGCACCAGAGGACUCCUUCUGAGCCAGGAUGGAGCAUGAACUCAGAGACCUCCUCAGGAGCGAACAGCUCACAAAUCCAAGCUGUUUCUUGUAACAUGGUUUUACUAAUUAUUUGAAGAAAGGCUUUUGACUUUGAUCCAGUUAAUAGAAUGUAAGAAUUUUUGUUGUUGUUGAGUCUGAAUCCCCUGAAAACAACGCAUGUAAAUGUUGUAAACCUCGUAAAUUCUACACUGCAUCUUUCACUGCCCCUCUGUCAUCGCCCUCAUCGUCUGAAGGCCAAAAGGAAGUCGAGCGUCACAAUUUCCUCUCCUUCUUUACAGCUCUAACUAGGAAGGAAUCCAUCUGCUAGUGAGGGGCCACAUACCUCCACCCUAACAGUUAUUUUAUUCUGUCCUCACCACCCAAAGGACUCUGAUUGCUUUUUCUCUUCACGUGGGGGUGACUUUGCCCAUAGCUUCAAUUUACAUCAAAACCCUCAUUUAUCAUUCGAAACUUCCACAAGCUCUUGGGCAAUAAAAUUCUCCAUUAUCUGUCAUAUCCCUCGUAAAUUAAAAAUUGUGCAUUA